AUGACCCGUUACGCUUCUCGCUCCCGUUCGCCAUCGCCCCACGCCAAGCGCCGCCGUGACGACAGAUAUGAUCCCAGAGACCGGAGAGAUUACAGGGACCGCCGUGGCGACAGGCCCGCUGGAAGAAGGCGCGAUGGCUAUUACGAUUCGUGGGAUAGGGGCCGUGAUAGAGAUGAUAGAGAUAGGGACAGAGAUAGGGCGAGAGAUAGGUCACGAGGAGGAGACAGAGACAGGGACAGAGAUAGGGAUAGAGAUAGGGACAGGGACAGAGACAGAGAUAGGGAUCGGGAUAGGGAUAGAGACCGAAGGCGCUCGCGAUCUAGGGAUAGGCCUAGACGUGCGGAAAAGGAUAGGGAAAGAGAUCGGGAUAGUCGACGGGACCGGGAGGAUGAUCGCAGGGGGGAUUCACGAGUAAAAGAGGCUACUCCCCCGCCUCCUGCGGUAACCGAGGAGGAAAAGAUACGGCAGCGUCAGGAGCGCCUGGAAGCGUGGAAGCGCAAACGAGCCGAGGAGGAGGAGGCGAAAAAGAAAGCUUCUCCUGCUGCACUGAUAUCAUCAUUGGAGAGGCAGCCUGUUCCUGGAGCGGUGUCCCCUAUUGUUGGUUCAAAGGCCGCGGUGGAGCAGGCUCCAAAGUCUGUUGUUGGAAUUGUACCUCCAUCCACCCAUCAAACCGCCUUUGGUCUCUACGAAUGGCUCGGUAUUGCCUACGAAUCGACUGGUAUCUGCGUUUGGGUUUGAAGGCACAAAGAAGCCUGUCGCCGUAGGAGGAAAGAGAAAUCUUGAUUUUGGUGAGGAAGAGUCUUCCCGGAAGAAGCUUGAGCGUUUGCCCUCACCACUUCCCAAUCAGCCUGGACAGGAUGGUGUCCAAGAAGACAUUGACGACGAUACCGAAAUGCAGGACGCUACCGAAGAAGAAACCGCCGCUGCUGCCAGGGCAGCCGCUGCACAGCGGAGCGAGCGCAAAGAGGCCGAGAGAGUCCAACAGGAGGCUAUGGAGCUCGACAAACAGAAGGCGAUGGAGGAGGACGAGGAGGCUGACCCCC
Molecule: messenger RNA, 1043 nt
Organism: Tuber melanosporum (Perigord truffle)
Lineage: Eukaryota; Fungi; Ascomycota; Pezizomycetes; Pezizales; Tuberaceae
Exons: 5
Coding region: 1-738 (245 amino acids)
Source: RefSeq, a predicted model, not a curated record